AUGCCAGAUUUGAUUUAUGAUUCCGAAUUGGCUGUGCAAGCCCAGGCAUGGGCGAACGAGUGCGAAAUUCGUACAGAAGAACUCGACUAUCGGUAUACCAGAAAGAAUGGACAUUUCGGCCAGAAUAUUUUUCGAAGUGUUUCCUUUGGACAUGCAUUCGAAAGGACACCAAAUGUGACGCAUACACUCAGAUCGUUUGGGCCAAAUCGGAAGCGAUAG
Molecule: messenger RNA, 219 nt
Organism: Fasciola hepatica (liver fluke)
Lineage: Eukaryota; Metazoa; Platyhelminthes; Trematoda; Plagiorchiida; Fasciolidae
Source: the annotation of a GenBank genome assembly